Messenger RNA from Bicyclus anynana (squinting bush brown), 6614 nucleotides. RefSeq names its product kinesin heavy chain (gene Khc). Bases 187 to 3087 code for a protein of 966 amino acids. The record is from RefSeq and is a predicted model, not a curated record. NCBI's taxonomy places the organism in Eukaryota, Metazoa, Arthropoda, Insecta, Lepidoptera, Nymphalidae. The transcript has 19 exons. Gene Ontology annotation, biological process: microtubule-based movement. Gene Ontology annotation, molecular function: microtubule motor activity; ATP binding; microtubule binding.
AAUAGGACCGAUUUCAGGUCUUUCUUCUUUAUUGAAUAUGGCCGACAUUUUGAUACCGCUGUCAUGAAGAUUUCCAGUGACAAAUUCUAACUUUGUAGUUCUUCAUGCACGGUUUUAUGUUCCAAUAAAGUUUUAUUUUUUUAAUUCCGUAGACGGUGUUUAGUGUAAGCUACUAUUUUUUAAAAUAUGGCAGCUGAUCGCGAAAUAGCUGCUGAAGACAGCAUUAGAGUCGUAUGCCGAUUUCGGCCACUCAAUGACUCUGAAGAAAAAGCUGGUUCCAAAUUCAUCGUGAAAUUCCCUUCAGGACCAGACGAUAAUUGCAUUUCCAUAGGGGGUAAAGUAUAUUUGUUUGACAAAGUUUUCAAGCCCAACGCAACCCAAGAAAAGGUAUACAAUGAAGCAGCCAAAAGUAUUGUAUCAGACGUACUUGCUGGCUAUAACGGAACUAUAUUUGCCUAUGGUCAGACCAGUUCAGGAAAAACACAUACCAUGGAGGGUGUCAUAGGAGAUCCAGGAAAACAGGGUAUAAUACCGAGAAUAGUCAGUGAUAUAUUCAACCACAUAUAUGCAAUGGAAGAGAAUCUUGAAUUCCACAUCAAAGUGUCCUAUUUUGAAAUCUAUAUGGACAAAAUCCGAGAUCUCUUAGAUGUUUCAAAAGUGAACCUGAGUGUUCAUGAAGACAAAAACAGAGUCCCAUUUGUAAAAGGUGCUACUGAAAGGUUUGUGUCAAGUCCAGAGGAAGUAUUUGAAGUCAUAGAGGAAGGAAAAUCAAACAGACAUAUUGCUGUAACAAACAUGAAUGAACAUUCAUCUAGAUCUCAUUCAGUUUUCCUGAUAAACGUUAAACAAGAAAACUUAGAAAAUCAAAAGAAGUUAUCUGGAAAACUGUAUCUUGUGGACUUGGCCGGAUCUGAAAAGGUUUCCAAAACUGGUGCUGAGGGUACUGUGCUUGACGAAGCCAAAAAUAUUAACAAAUCAUUAUCAGCCUUGGGUAAUGUGAUAUCUGCUUUGGCUGACGGCAACAAAUCCCACAUCCCUUACAGAGACUCCAAAUUGACUCGUAUACUACAAGAGUCCCUGGGUGGUAACGCAAGGACAACAAUUGUUAUUUGCUGUUCACCUGCCUCAUUUAACGAAAGUGAAACGAAGAGUACACUUGAUUUUGGUAAAAGGGCAAAGACAGUCAAGAAUGUUGUAUGUGUCAAUGAAGAGCUCACUGCAGAAGAAUGGAAGCGUCGCUACGAAAGGGAGAAAGAGAAGGUGGCUAGGUUAAAAGGAAAGGUUGAAAAGCUUGAAGCGGAGGUCAAUCGCUGGCGGUCAGGCGAGACAGUCCGCCCAGAGGAACAAGUCAACCUGGUGGAGAUCGAAGCUGUCACUCCUGUUACAUCGUUCAUUGAAGAGAAACCUCCAGUUGCACCCGUACCGGUCGCGGUGUCGAGCGCAGUAGAAGACGCAGCCAUGCAGGGCAAGUUGGAGGCGCUUUACCAGCAGCUGGACGACAAGGAUGAGGAGAUCAACCAGCACUCGCAGCUGGUGGAGAAACUCAAGGAGCAGAUGAUGGAGCAAGAGGAACUCAUCGCCUGCACGAGACGCGACUACGAGGCGCUGCAAGGCGACAUGAACCGCAUCCAGCAAGAGAACGAAGCCGCUAAGGAGGAGGUGAAGGAAGUUCUGCAGGCGCUGGAAGAGCUCGCCGUCAACUACGACCAGAAGUCGCAGGAGGUGGACAGCAAGAGCAGGGAGUGCGACCAACUGUCCGAGGAGUUGCAGUCUAAGCAGAGCGCGUACACGACCGCGACUGCUGAGCUACAACAGCUGCGAGACCUGUCCGCUCACCAACGCAAACGUAUCGCGGAACUGCUCACCAACUUGCUUCGAGACCUCGCCGAGAUCGGCGCGGCCGUCGGCGGCUCCGAGCUGGACUUCAAGUUGAAUGUGGACACGGUCGGGAAGCUGGAGGAGGAGUUCACCGUCGCGCGCCUGCACAUCAGCAAGAUGAAGAGCGAGGUCAAGAACAUCGUGCAGCGCUGUCAUUCGCUGGAGUCUGCUAACAUUGACGCGAAUCAAAAGAUUGAGGAGUACGAGCGCUCGCUGGGCGAGUGCCGGCUGCUGAUCUCGCAGCACGAGGCGCGCUGCGCGUCGCUGGCGGAGUCCAUGCGCGAGGCCGAGAACAAGAAGCGACAGCUCGAGGAGGCGGCCGACGCCUUGCGCGAGGAGUGCGCGCGGUUGCAGGCAGCGGAGCGGGUGCAGCAGGCGGCGGCGGAGCAGCGCGCGGACACGCAGGUGCGCGCGGCGCUGGAGGCGCAGCUGGAGCAGUUGCGCGCCUCGCACGCCACGCAGCUGGCGGCGCUGCGCGACGAGCUGGCCGCCAUGCAGCGCCAGCACCAGGAGCUCAAGGACACGCACCAGGAGCUGAUGCUCGCGCGGCAGCAGCUGCAGGACGACUACGACAAGCUGAAGCGCGAGGAGACAGACAAGUCGGCCAAACUCAAGGAGCUCAUCCAAAGUGUGGAGAGACGCGAGCAGGCUCGUGCCGACCUCAAAGGGCUGGAAGACACUGUGGCUAAAGAGUUGCAGACGUUGCACAAUUUGCGGAAAUUGUUCGUACAAGAUCUGCAGGCGAGGAUAAAGAAAUCCACGAAUUCCGAGGAGGGUGCCGAAGAGGAGGGCGGCUCCCUCGCGCAGAAGCAGAAGAUCUCGUUCCUGGAGAACAAUCUAGAGCAACUGACGAAGGUGCACAAGCAGUUGGUACGCGACAACGCGGACCUGCGCUGCGAGCUGCCCAAACUGGAGAAGAGACUGCGCGCCACCAUGGAGAGAGUCAAGGCUCUCGAGACUGCGCUGAAGGAGGCGAAGGAGGGAGCGAUGCGCGAUCGCAAGAGGUACCAGUUCGAGGUGGACAGGAUCAAAGAGGCGGUGCGCGCGAAGAACCUCGCCCGAAGAGGCGUUCAGGCACAAAUUGCGAAACCGAUCCGCGCGGGCGGCGGGCACCUGGUGGGUUCGGGCGCGGCCGGCGUGGUGCGGCCCGCGCCCGCGCAGGACAUCAAGCGGAAAUCCAUCAUUGUCGGCGCACGCGACGAAAGUUGAAGAGAUAGCCGUUACGUCAUAGAGAAUCUAAAUGAAACUUCAUAAAUGUACCUAGAAUAAGGCGGCAAAAUAUUCAUUCUCGGAAAUAUAUCCAUAAUAUAAUUCUACUUAUAUGUUUAUGAAAAGCCUAAAAAUAAGCUACAACAAAAUAAUGAAAAAAAAAGUAUAGUAGUUCUCUAGGCUUAACGUUUCGAGCUGUCUAAUCUUAAAGUCAAUAAGUGCACAUGUAUUUAAAAGAUUAUAGCUUCUAGCAAUCGUCAGUCUGUGUCUAUACUGAUUCGCUAUAAAAAAAUAAAUUAAAAAGUGAAAAAAAUUACAGUAAUAUAAUUGUAAUGUAUAGGCACAGUUUAAACUUACAAGUUAGGCAUUAGGUUCCUCAUGAAAAGUAUUAUUUUGUCUACUCUUUGAUCGAAAGUUGAAUCUUUGGUGUCGCUUAAUAUUCGCACGAGUUAAAAAAGCGAUGCGUUAAAACCUAGCGUUAGCGGGCGUUGCGUAUAGUAUGAAGUUACAAUAUGGUUUAUUUCCAACGCUCAAAAUUGAAAAUGCAACACUGCUCGAUAAAAAAGGGUCGUGUAAAUGCAUUUGAACGCUUUUUUUAACGUCCGUUAAAUAAACUCUCGUGCGAAUGAGGGCUUAGAUCAAUACCAGUGGUACGAGAUGCACACCUUGCUUAACGAUGAUAGUUUUCGAGUGACGAGAUACUUUAACACUAAAGUAAAAUGAGGCUUUAGACAAAGGUUUGAAGUGAUUUUACUCUUAUGAAACUUUUAGGUGUGCAGUACGGGUUGUUCCAUUCCUUUGCAUGCCCAAGGGAAGCAGACAAAAUUGAGUUCUUUGAUGUUUAGCAUAAGGAACGUUUUACAAACUUACGAUGCUCUGUGGAACCUUGGAUCAUAAUGGAACAAGUCUUACCGUACUGGGGUACAGAUGAAAAUAAAUAUUUUUUAUGAAAUGACAAGUAUUAAAUUUAUUUUAAACGAAAGUGGCUUUCUUGCAUUUUUUUUUUGUAAACUCAAUAUACUGUAGUCGCGUCUAUCGGGAAGAAGUGGGAGACACAUAAUGUCAGUACAAAGAAAUCACCAAGCCAGUUACCAGUGUAUUUGCAGACAAACCAUUUCUUCUCCGUUAGAUGCCAGAACUUUGCUCGAUGCUAUUUAUCAAUAUGAUAAUAAUACGCUGUGAGUUACUUGCAAACUUGCAUAUGCUGCCGCACAAAUUAAGAAACAAAAAAGUAAAAAAAAAAAUUAAAUUAAAUUAUCACAUUAACCUCAUGGUUGUUGCAUUGCAAGUGUGGUGGCAAAUGCAUACCCGGAGUGCAUCUUCAAUGUGUAGUAGUUUAAGCUUCUUUUAAUAUAUAUUUUUAUAUAUUGUGAUAAGAGUUGUUAUGCCGACAUGCGAGCAUUUAAUAAGUUAAAACGGAACAAUAACUCGAUGUGAAGGUGUCAAUGUGUGUUUUAGGUCAGGACUCGAAAAUGUAUAAGAAAAUGUUUGAAUAUAUUUUUAAACCGGGUCCAGACGUGUGUAACGCGUAAUGUAAUGCAACAUGUAAUGUAAUAUGAACUCUACGUGUGAACGGCACUACGAGCAUUACAUGUAACGGCUGAUCCAUCGACUGUCGGUUUUUGCGCGAACGCAAAAGCGCUCGCAACUAUUGGAAACUGCUCUUGGAAUUCGCGUAGAUAAUUCCUUUGAGUUCGUGUGCUCUCCACAUUACACGUAAUCUUACAUAACGCGUUACACACGUCUGGACUCGGCUUUAGUAACUUCUGUAUCCCCAUGGGCUCGACAGCGUUGGUCUUGCGAGCGUGCGUGCCUGGGCGACUUGCUGCAAGUAGCAAGUUCACGGCUUCCAGGCACUGAUUGCGCCAGAUGGAUUCACGACAUUUUAGUGGGCGAUUUUUGUAUUCACAACAAUAUGAAAAUCUCUUUCAACUAAAAUAAUACUCUUUUUUGAUACAUCAUUGCGAAAAACUACUGUUUUUUUUUUUGGUUGCAGUCCACUCAGCGUUGUUACAGCUUGGCAAAAAUGUGUAGAAACGGAACUAACUUUUUUUUCUCUCUUACAACACUAUUCAACUUGUCAGUUGUUAAAAGCUGUCAAGAGUCUGUCAAUUAAUAAUCGGCAGUGAAAUAAUAUUAUUGUGGCACAAGAUGAAUAUGACAAUCCGUAGUGUUACCUGGUAUAUAAUAUCGCGUUUAUUAGAGAUGUCUCGCAGAAUUCGAAGCCAAAACGUUGUUGUCGAAUCUGGACAAUGUUUACCUAAAAACGGCUGAGAUGACAGUUUUGUAUUCAUUUCAGAGUACUAUAAAUGUUUAGCUCUGAAGUUAUUAUACAUGUUUUGUAAGUGUUUUCGUGAUUAUUCUGUCGGCUUUGAAGGUUAUGUUGGUUACGUUAACGUUUCUCGUAUUUGUGUUGCCAUAUUGGCGACAGUGGCGCCCCAUGAUUUCUACACUUUUUGCCAGGCUGUACAUUUGACAUGGAUGCGCAUCGUCGUUAUUUUAGACCGUCAUUUAAUAUAGUGCUCCUGUGUACACGUUAGCUUGAGCUGUGAUUUUGUGACAGAGUUGCGCUUGCACACGGUAAUUGUAGUCACGUAUUUAUUAAAUAAAAGCUUCACGUGAAAGCUUUCUUUCUAAGUAGUACACGUCCAUUGCAUACGCACGGUUCAAGUUUGCCGAUUGUGUUUUAUUUAUCGACAGAUCCCCUGUGCUUAUGAGUUGUUUUUUUAACUAUAUAAUUAAUUACAAGUCUGAUGCGAAUGCGACUUUCUUUUUGUUGAAGUUCUCUAUUUGCUUUUAAGAUGCAUUAGCUUCAUAGUAGAUCUGUAACUUAUGUAAGUACUUAUGGAAUAUUCACGUCAGGCCGCAGUCCGGUGCGGGGAGUUGUGGAACCGCUUCAGCAAACCAAAGAUGAAUCACAACCAUUACGUUUAUUGAUCGAGAGAUUAACUCAUUAUUACCAACUGAAAUUGUUAUUAUAAGCAGCGAUUUACUCGACGGUUCCAGAACUCCUUCGUGUGUUGCAAUACAUAUUUUAUCAUUUAGGUGUAAAGUGUAGUAAAUUAUUUCAUACUUAAGUUAUAUAGACUUGAUUUAAAUAUUUUUAUUUAUUGUAUUGUCUAAAUUAUCACUUUUAUGUUUCACUUUUGAAGUGGUAUACGCUUUUUACAUACCUCUAUUUUUACAUUUUAUAUCAUGAUCAAAUACAUAUUUUUUCAUUCGAAAUUGGGACUCGCCUACAGAGACGCAUUCCACGUGGAAGGCAGUUUUUGUUUGUCUAUAAGUUCUUCCUCGUUAUGUGUAGAUAAAAUGAGGCUAUCCUCGGUUUCACUCGCCUGUUGCAUAGAUAGCUCAAAGUGGAGGUGGGGAGCCCGCGGCACCCCGACCGACAGGCUUGCCUUUGCACCAAGUGAUUUAGUUCGUAUUGACAUCUUUUGUAUGAUGUAUUUAAUAUAUGGAAAAUUCUCAAAACGAGUGUUUUCUUGAUUUUUAUUUAUUAUAAAAAUAAAAUUAUGAAUUUAAUUUGC